AUGAUACGGGAUAGCUUGUCGAAUGUAUCUGAUCAGAUUAAUGUAAUAAUUUAUGAAGCUAAAAUUGUUCAAAAUAUUGUACAAGUCAAAUGGAAAAACAUCAGUACACGAUCAUCAUCAAGUUAUUAUCUUUAUGUUAAUGCGACUCUACAACUUCCACUUGAAUGUCAUAGUGGAUCCAAAUGCACGGAUGAUAUACAAACAGCUUUAGAAGAGACACCAUUAACUAACCUUACAUUAAUUACUGCGAACGGUACUGUUGAGAUACAAGUCGAAAAGGCAACUGUGCAAGGCUUAAAACCAUUGAAUCCACAAGCAAAUUAUAUCGGUUUAAUUGUUGGUAUUGUUCUGGCAGUACUGAGUAUAUUAGUACUUGUAGGUGUAGCCAGUUACGUUAUCGUACAAAAGCGUAAAGCACUGAAACUAAAUAAACAAUUCCACGGUGAUUAUAAUUUACCAAUCGAUCAAAAAUAUUUGAAAAAAAAACAUAGUUAUGGGAGUAAAGUUUUUUCGUAUGAGCUCGAUGAAAGCAACCCAUUUCAUUGGCCAUUUGCUCGGCUCGUAAAAAACUGGAUGGGACCUCUCGAAAGUGAUUUUGAAUUAGAAACGAUUGAGAUCGUAGAAAAUCGUGACAAAUUCAAUCAUUUCCGUCAACAAAUUGAAAUUGUUGAAAGUCGUCGAAUUCAACCGGUGUUUCAACCAGUGUUGGAUAAAGAAUCAAAUCCUGAAGAACGACAAAAAGUCUUGAAACGAUUAGAUGGUUUAUGUGAACGAGUGACACAUAAUAGAAAAGCAAAUAUUGUUCGAGUAUGGCAUGGUUGUAAUAAACAACUAUUACCCCAGCUGCUGGGCGAAGGUUUUGCGGCAUUAGGUCAACUUGAUGACGGUUGGUUUGGUAAAGGCAUGUAUUUUUCAUCAAGUGCUGAGUAUGCAUCACGUUAUUGUCCACAAAAUGAAAAUGCAUGUCUAAUAAUGUGUUACGUAUUAGUUUUAAAUCCAUUUCCCGUCAUUUAUGAUGAUGCACCAAAAGAUGUUAAACCAGAAAAAUUUCGGUUUUAUGGGAGUGGUAAUUAUCGUACUUACCAAUGUCAUUAUAUACCAGUUGCUCCGGCUUCUGAUAGAAAACCUACAAUGAAUUUUCGUCCACCACUAGAGGGUACAGAUCAUGCGGACUAUGAUGAAUUAGUUGUUUUUGAAAGUGCACAUAUAUUACCACAAAUUGUUGUUCAUCUGAAAGCGCCGAGACCUCUGUCACCGAAAAUACAAUCCGUUCCGGCUCCUAUGAAUGCACCUACAUUAUAUGAAAGUGUCUUCACUUCUAUUAUCGCGAUUCAGCAGCAAAAAUUAGCUAGACAACAACGUAAUGAAGAUCGAAGUGCAUCCCAACUACAUCUUGAACAAGAGAGAAUUUUGAAUACAGAAAGAUAUAAUAAUGAAAUUUUCGAUACUUAUAUUAGGGAGAUGGCUAUAUUAUUGAAAGAAAAUCAUGGUUCACUCACAAACGAUAACGUUACAGCUAUUGUUGCUCGAGUAAAAACUCUAAAUAUCUUUCGUAAACUAGAUUCACAACGCAAUGCUCGAAUUAUUAGAUUUCUACACGAAGCUAAUCAACUUCCUGUUUCAGAAACACGUCGUGCAGUGGAUUUUUCGAUGGCAGAACUUAAUGAUUCAGAGGUACGUUGUGCAUUGAAUCUUUCGACGACAAAUCUUAACGAUUCAGAGACACGUUGCGUAUCGAAUCUUUUAAUGCCAAAACUUAAUGAUUCAGAGACACGUCGCGCAUUAGAUCUUUCAACGGCAAAACUUAAUGCUAUUGAUUUUCGUGAAUUAGCAGUAUACGAAAAAUACUUGCAGAACUUAGCAUUAACUAACAUUUAUCUAUCGAAUGCAAUAUUUACGAACAUUCAAGCAGAACGCAUCAACUUUGCUCACACACGGUUCGAUAAUAUAACUUUCUCACGAAGUGAACUUAAUAAUGUCAAUUUUUCGCACAGUCACUUUCGUAAUAUUGACUUUUCAUAUGUUCAUCUGGAUGGUGUUAACUUUUCACAUGCCGAGCUCUAUAAUAUGAACUUUUCGAAUGCCCAUCUCAAAAAUAUUGACUUUACGUUCGUAAAACUCGAUAAUGUUAGCUUUUUAUCAGCUCAGUUUGACAAUGUGACUUUUUCCGAGUCCGAACUCAAUAAUGUUAGCUUUUUUUCUAUUGCACCACGGAAUAUCAGUUUCGCGGCGACAAGACUUAACAAUAUUGACUUUUCAAGUGGCUAUUUAACUACUGUAGAUUUUUCCAAAGCUCUGCUCUUCAAUUGCCGCUUUGUAGACGCUACGCUGUUGGAAAUUCACGUAGAUUUCGCUAGAUUCUACGAUGUAGUUUUUGAUUCCACGAUAUUUCAUAUGGUUUCAUUUCCAAAUAGUUCAUUCUUCGGUUCAAACCUGUCACGCAUGAAAAUCACUGAUACAAACUUUGCGUUAGCACAAUUCGACAAUACAAACAUUUCAGAUUCUCUAUUCGAUGAAACAAGUUUCACAUUAGCCAAUCUUCAUAAAGUUAGCUUUUUCUCGUGUGAAUUUAAAGAGGCCAAUUUUUCAUCAGCCAUCUUAGUUUCAGUUAAAUUCAGCCAUACUAGUAUGUUUGGUGCAGACUUUCGAAAAGCUAUUACUAAUAAAGUAGAUUUUGAUUCUGUUGAUUUGUCAAAUUCUACGUUCAUAGGCGCUGAUAUUCAAGGUGCUUCUUUCAUAGGAUCUGACUUGAACAACGUUGAUUUUUCCGAAGCUAAUCUGUAUAAAGUUGAUUUAACUAAUGCUAAGAUUACAGAGAAGCAAUUACAAAGUGCCAUUUCUAUUCAUGAAGCUUUACUGCCUAAUGGAACCCUUGCUCAUGAUAGCAACUUCCUCAAUAAUGGCCAAACUGACUGCAAUAUUUCUUUCAGUGAUAAUUGGGUAUUACACAAAGGCAAUAUUACGGCGAAAAUAUCACAUAUUGAUCCAAAUAGUUGUUAUUUUUUCUUGCGAUCAUAUAAUAUCGGAGCUAUUAUGUCUCGACGUGUUGAUUUAACAAAGUGGGAUUCAGAAUCUUGGCCACAUUCUCAGGUUAUUUUGAGCGCUAAUAUGAGCAUUGGUGUAUCGAUCCAACUGAAAGUAACUAAUAGCACCAACGAUAUAAAUAUUCAUCCAAGAUUGAAUUCAACUGGAACAAACAUCAGCUUUGCUUUGAAGAAUGCCAUUCGAGAACUCGAAAUAUUUGUUGAGUUUAGUGCACUCAGUGGUCAGAACAGUGCGGCCAAUUAUUGGUGUGGUGAUAUCAAACUCUUUAUUAUUUAUGGCAAAUAUUUCAAAUUCUUAAGAGUCAUUCCUGAAAUUCCGUUGUGGAUACGAUGGAAACAAGACGGAAUGCGUGUUGCUGGAAGUAGUGAAAAAGGCAACGCCACAAAUCAGCUCGAUGAACCUUAUAAUUUGUUCAUUGUUCAAGAUGAAACAAUGAUAAUCGUCGAACGCGAAAAUGAUCGUGUCAUCCAGUGGAAAAUAGGCGAUAAAAAUGGGCAAGUGUUAGCUGGCGGACAUGGACCGGGAGAUAAAUUGAAUCAACUUAAUCGGCCGAGCGAUGUGGUGAUCGACAAACGCACUGAUAGUUUCAUUAUCUGUAGUCGAGAUAGUAGACAAGUCGUACGAUGGUCUCAUCACAAAGGCACUAUGCAAGGAGAAUCUCUUAUCAAUGACAUCAGCUGCCGUGGAUUGGCUAUAGAUGAUCAAGAAUUUCUUUAUGUCUCAGAUUUCCGAGAACAUGUAGUCAAACGAUAUCAAAUGCCAAAUAUGAAUGGAUUUAAUGUCGCUGGUGGUCAUGGAGAAGGUCGUAAUGCGAGUCAACUCAACAUGCCAACAUUCAUUUUUGUCGAUCAAAAACAAUCUGUCUAUGUAUCAGACACUAAAAAUCAUCGUAUAAUGAAGUGGGAAAAAGAUGCAAAAGAAGGAAUUGUUGUUGCCGGAGGAAAUGGUGAAGGUAAUGGUCUGUCACAAUUAUCAUUUCCUAAUGUAGUGGUUGUUGAUAAGUUCGAUACUGUCUAUGUGGCAGACGUGGUAAAUGACCGAUUAAUGCGUUGGCCAAAAGGAGCUAAAGAGGGCACUGUCAUUGUGGGUGGAAAAGGACAAGGAUCAGGACCAAGCCAGUUAAAUGCGCCCAUUGGUUUCUCUUUCGAUCGUCGUGGCAAUCUGUAUGUAGCAGACAAUCAAAAUCACCGAAUACAACGUUUUUCUAUCGAAUAA
Messenger RNA from Adineta steineri, 4260 nucleotides. The record is from the annotation of a GenBank genome assembly. NCBI's taxonomy places the organism in Eukaryota, Metazoa, Rotifera, Eurotatoria, Adinetida, Adinetidae.